Messenger RNA from Drosophila elegans, 2566 nucleotides. RefSeq names its product katanin p60 ATPase-containing subunit A-like 1 (gene Kat60). Lineage: Eukaryota; Metazoa; Arthropoda; Insecta; Diptera; Drosophilidae. Gene Ontology annotation, molecular function: ATP binding; microtubule severing ATPase activity; microtubule binding. Gene Ontology annotation, biological process: microtubule severing. The coding region runs from base 130 to 1854 and encodes 574 amino acids. The record is from RefSeq and is a predicted model, not a curated record. The transcript is spliced from 6 exons. Gene Ontology annotation, cellular component: microtubule cytoskeleton.
ACACCACUAGUAUUACAAACACAGGCAGCAGCAGUUUAUUUUAGCUACCGCAGCGCCUUUAACUCAAAACUAAAUAAGUUUCGCAUUAAUUUUGCGCUUGGAACGCCGCGUAACAAAGCUAGUACACUAAUGUCCAUAACCUUACUGCGAGGUGGCAAGCAAAAGACAACCACUUGCGUAGGAAUGACCGUAAUGGCCAAGACUACGAUCGAAGAAAUAUGCGAGAAUGCCAAAUUAGCGCGGGACAUGGCUCUGACGGGCAACUACGACUCGGCGUGCAUCUACUAUGAGGGCCUCCAGGGGCUGCUCGCCCGCCAGCUUAAGGCCACUGCGGAUCCGCUGCGUAAGGGCAAGUGGAGCAUGAUCAACCAGCAAAUCAGCCAAGAACACGCCAAGAUCAAGGCCAUCCAGCGCACGCUACAAGACAUCUCGCUGGACCUGCAGAGCACCAAAUUCGCCCACAAGCUCCGCCACCAGCUUAGCGAGGAGAGCACCACCAGUAAAGAUCCAUCCGCCUGGUUUAAACCGGACCCCGACAUUUGGACGCCACCGCCCAAGGAUCCCGAUGUGUGGGGUCCGCCGAAACCACCACCCACCACCCAGGCCGUGGGACGGCGUGCCGCACCGAACAAUCGCCGCACCGCUCCGGCCACUCAGAACAGCCGCCCCAACAGCACAAUCCCACAGAGCACUGCCCGGAAUGGUGCGGCCUCGACACGCAACUCCCGCAACUCGGCGUCUGCCGCAGCACCGAACAGUGGAGCACGCACCUCCAACGGACGUGUGGGCGGACGCAAGCUGUCCACAUCGAACAACACCAACGAGGCUAGAGACGACGACUCCACUGCUGCAGGCAGCAAUGGCGGUGGAGCCGCCGGCGAAGGGGAGAACGGGGAUCAGCAGGCUGCCCAGGAGGAGGAGCGCAAGUUCCAGCCCAACAACCACAUCGAAGCCGAGCUAGUCGACAUUCUUGAACGUGAUAUUCUUCAAAAGGAUCCCAAAGUGCGCUGGAACGACAUUGCCGACCUGCACGACGCCAAGCGGCUGCUGGAGGAGGCCGUUGUGCUGCCCAUGCUCAUGCCGGACUACUUCAAGGGAAUUCGGCGACCCUGGAAGGGAGUUCUGAUGGUGGGACCCCCCGGUACAGGCAAGACAAUGCUCGCCAAGGCGGUGGCCACCGAAUGCGGGACGACCUUCUUCAACGUGAGCUCGGCGACCCUCACAUCCAAGUACCGCGGUGAAUCAGAGAAGAUGGUGCGCCUGCUGUUUGAGAUGGCGCGUUUCUAUGCGCCCAGCACAAUCUUCAUCGAUGAGAUCGAUUCCCUGUGCUCCCGUCGAGGAUCGGAGUCGGAGCACGAGGCCUCGCGCCGCGUCAAGUCCGAGCUGCUAGUCCAAAUGGACGGUGUGGGUGGCGGAGAGGAACAAGCCAAGGUGGUGAUGGUGCUGGCUGCUACCAACUUUCCCUGGGACAUCGAUGAAGCGCUGCGACGCCGGCUGGAGAAGCGCAUUUACAUCCCACUGCCAUCGGACGAAGGACGCGAGGCGCUGCUAAAGAUCAAUCUGCGCGAGGUCAAGGUGGACGAUAGCGUUGAUCUUACUUACGUAGCCAACGAGCUAAAGGGAUAUUCCGGAGCUGACAUUACAAACGUGUGCAGGGAAGCCAGCAUGAUGUCCAUGCGGCGGAAGAUCGCCGGGUUGACUCCAGAGCAGAUCCGACAGUUGGCCACCGAGGAGGUGGACCUGCCCGUGUCCAACAAGGACUUCAACGAGGCCAUGAGUCGCUGCAACAAGAGCGUGUCCCGGGCGGACCUGGACAAAUAUGAGAAGUGGAUGAAGGAGUUCGGCUCGUCAUGAUGGCGUUGCCCACGCGAAUGGCUAGCAGUUGUAGGAAUAUAUUUUUGAAUAGCCCCUAGAUAUGCGCUUAAGUCUUUAAGCUUUUAAAGUGAGAACCGAGCCGAUCCAAGUCGAACGGAAGAGUUGAACAUAUUUUAUAUAUAACAUUUUGCAUAUACGAUACAAUCAAUCUAUAUAUUUACAUAUAUAUAUUGAACCGGAGGCCGUUGGAAUUCUAAAAGACUAACCGCUCUCAAAGAGAAAACAAACACAAAUGCAAAACUGAAAUUGAAUCGAAGUCGAGAUAUGUAUAGGCAAUAACAAACAAACCCACACACUCCAUCAAGCACAAUCCUUCCAACUAAUCGUUAAUCCACAAUCACACUCUAUAUGCAAUAAGGAAACGCUUUAAUCGCCGCCUAGCCUUGGCCCCACACUCCCACGAUAUGCACACUCCAAAUCGUUUCAUUUUUUUAUCCAAAAAAUUUAUUUUUAACAAGAAAUGUUCACUGUCUAAUAUUAAUGUUAAUUUUCGCUUAACUUAUACAUAUACAUAUAUCAUAGUUUAGUGCAGGCAGAGAUGUAGAGCACCUCAAACGUUAAUUUUAAAGCAGGCAAAACGUUCCCUCUGAUUUGCAAUUAACCCACUGUAAUCAGAAGAAGAAACUGAAGCAAUAUGUACUUAAAGUGAGGAUUCUGAAAUUUUAAACAAUAAACACAGUUUUUAACUAUA